This is a messenger RNA of Culicoides brevitarsis, 4145 nucleotides long. RefSeq names its product forkhead box protein O (gene foxo). Gene Ontology annotation, biological process: regulation of transcription by RNA polymerase II. Gene Ontology annotation, molecular function: DNA-binding transcription factor activity, RNA polymerase II-specific; RNA polymerase II cis-regulatory region sequence-specific DNA binding. NCBI's taxonomy places the organism in Eukaryota, Metazoa, Arthropoda, Insecta, Diptera, Ceratopogonidae. The record is from RefSeq and is a predicted model, not a curated record. The transcript is spliced from 11 exons. Gene Ontology annotation, cellular component: nucleus. The coding region runs from base 803 to 2560 and encodes 585 amino acids.
GCUAACAAGUAAGGUUGAUACUGUACUUGACAAAGUUAAUAUUUCGCCACGAGGUUGCGCGUUUUUUUUUCGCUGUGAAAAAAAAAAUUUUUUUCCAUAUACAAUACACAACAAAUAUAUAUAAAAUAAUUUGUUUAAAAAAAAAAGACGACAUACACACACGCGAGUGAGUGAAUGAAAUUCUUCUUUUUUCUCGCUUAGAAAAAAAAAAUAAUAAUAAAAAAAUUCACGAAAAAUAAAAAUAAAAUGAAAUCUUCAUUAAUAAAAUAAUAAUAAUAAAAAAAAGUGAAUAAAAAAAUAAUAAAUAAAUAUUUAAAAAUAAAAUAUUGUACGCGGUACACGUCGUCGUCGUUUUCGUCGCUCGAAUCGUCGUCGUCGUCAUCAACGAGAGAAUAUUAUUUAUAUAAUAAUAAAUAAAAAAAAAUAAAUUCAAAAAAAAAAGAGACAGUGAAAUGCGAGUAAUUGAAAAUUAAAAAAAAGAGAAACAAGAAAAAAAUAAAUAAAAAGGGAUUUUGGAUUUUAUUGAUUGAAAAUUAUUAAAAAAUAAAAAAAGUGAUCUCAAAGAGACAAAAAAAAAAUUUAUAAAAAAGUGUGUAAAUAAAAACAUUGAAUAAAUAUUUAAAAAAAAAUAGUUCGCGUGCAAUACUAUAAAAAAAUUAUUCGGUUUCGAUCAAGAAAAACGAAUAAAAUUUAAAAAAAAAUAUAAAAUACAGAAAAAAAGGCCAUCAUACAGAGAAGUGAUAAGCUAAAAUUUUCGUUUCAACUCAGUUAACUGACACCCAUCAACAUUUACUACCACACAAUGAACGGCUUUGGAUCUCCCUGGCCCUCGCCACCGAGACUCGAGAACAUUUCGAACGACGGUAUCCCGAUGGACUCGUUGGGCGAGCUCCAAGAAAACGGCUUCGAGCCACAAACGAGAGCGCGUUCGAACACAUGGCCACUGCCGCGUCCCGAGAACUUUGUCGAUCCGCCCGAAGAACCGGGCAGCACAAAGGCAAGCAAUCAACAAUUGGCAACGGCUGGUGUCCCUCCAACACCGACAACGGGCGGCAAUGCCGUCAGCGGGUCAUCCAAGAAAAAUUCAUCGCGUCGCAAUGCCUGGGGCAAUUUAUCAUAUGCUGAUCUAAUUACACAAGCAAUUCAAUCUGCAACAGAUAACCGUUUGACAUUGAGCCAAAUAUACGAGUGGAUGGUACAGAAUGUUCCGUAUUUUAAGGACAAAGGUGAUUCAAAUAGCAGUGCUGGAUGGAAGAAUUCAAUUCGGCACAACCUUUCCCUGCACAACAGAUUCAUGAGAGUACAAAAUGAGGGCACCGGAAAGUCAUCUUGGUGGAUGCUCAAUCCCGAUGCGAAGCCAGGUCUUACAGGGAAAUCAGUGCGUCGACGUGCUGCAUCCAUGGAGACAUCCAAGUUUGAGAAGCGGCGAGGGAGAGCGAAAAAACGCGUCGAAGCUAUUAGAAAUGCACAAGCUUUAGGAUUAGCAAAUACAAAUGUCAUGAACGAUGCCACGCCAUCACCCAGUAGUAGUGUAAGUGAGGGAUUAGACCUAUUUCCAGAUAGUCCAUUGCAUAGUGGUUCCUUUCAACUGUCGCCCGAUUUCCGGCAACGUGCCUCAUCGAAUGCCAGUUCCGUGGGUCGCCUCAGUCCGAUUCCGGCGCUCGUGUCACUCGACAACGACUGGGCAUUCGGCGGCACCAACUUACAGGAAUUCGGGCAGGAUCUCACGGAUUCCGGCGUUGCCGCCAACCCGACAUCGCAACAAGGACAACAGCAACUGGACGAGCUCGCGGGAUCUCUAGCGGGCGACCUGACGCUACACAAUGAUUUCCUACAAGGAUUUACCGCAGCAGGGCAAAUGCAUAAUCCGCAACAGCCGCCACCACCGUACCAACCACCUCAGCCAUACUCGAUGCAAGGAACAGUCCCAUUCGGCAUUCAUAAUCACAUUUUGCAGAAUAGUACAAGAGAGUUACAGAGCAUGUCACCCGCAUCUGGCACUGGAAUGUCUCCGUCGUAUCCGCAUAGCGAGCCAUCACCCGACUACACGAUGAUUGUGCAAGGAUCACGAUCAAACAUCCAGAGACCACCGUCACCCAGCCCACCGCUUACGCCAAGUUCCCAAGGUGUCUCUAGCAUAGGUGAGGAGUCGCUGUCCCUUAAUUUGCGGCAAAAUCUCAUCUUUCAUCCUCACUUAGGCGAUAGCAAUACUCCCCAAACACUCAUGGGCCAAUUCAUGAAUGCGCUAAAUAACUCCAGUCCCAGCAACGUGGACGACUUGAAUAUCGAUGUCGAUGGCUUGCAAGGCGGCUUGGAAUGCAAUGUGGAUGAAAUCAUCAAACAAGAAUUCAGCAUCGACGGAUCGCUCGACUUUAAUUUUCCACUUCAGCAACAGCAACUCCAGCAGCCGCAACAAUUGCUGCCCAAUGGCCUCCACUAUGCGCCCCAACCGCACGAAACGGUCAUGAGUGUCCUCAAUGGCACAUCGAACUCGCCCGCUGUCACGGUGCAACACAAUGCCGCCCGACAGAGUGUCACGUCGCCAUCGUGGGUGCAUUAAACGUGCGACAACAGCAAAAAAAAUAUUAAAUGAUAAUUAAUUAAAUUAAACAAAAAAAAAUUAUACGUGUAACUUUUCUGUGAAUGGACUUAGAGAUAAAAAAAAUUUAGCUAAACAAAAAAAAAAUUAGAACUGUACGAAGCAUCUAGACAAGCACUCUGAGGGGUUGUUCACACGCCGCCACCGCGUCUAUUAAAGGAAAUAUUAGUCGUUGUUGUAGGAAAUUCUAUAUUUAAUUUAUAAGAUUUCAUACGUAGUCAUUAACUUUAGAUUGCAACUGCUAGAGGCACUGAAUUUUUUGGCAUCUAAUGGUUAAAAAAAAGGAAUAAGAUCUAGAAAAUAAUUUAAUUUUUUAUUUCGGUUCAACAUUUUUCUCAUCUGGUGAAAAAUGAGUCACUCGUAUACCUGCAUUAAUAAAAAAAAAAAAUAAAUUUAAAAAAAAUCUAGGUUUGAGAGAAAAAAUAGAGAAACAGAAUCACAGCAAGAAAAAAAUCGCACACGCAACAGUUUUUAUUAAAAAAAAAAAAAUAAAAUAAAUUAAAAAAAAACAUGAAACUUUUCACGCUUAGAAAAUUAUAUUUUUUAAUGUUUUAAAAACUUUUUUAUAACUCUUUAUUAAUUAUUACGAUUAUUAAUUAUUAAAACUUUAUAAUUAUUACUGAUUCAAUACGUAAAAAAAAAAUAAAUAAAAAAAAUGGAAAUUCAUUCAAGUAAUAGAAAAUGUAAAAGUUGUUAUAAAAAAAAUUGUUAUUUAAUUUUUAAAUAAAUAAAAAAAAAAUAAUAAAUAAUUAAAAUUGUUUGUUAAUAAUUAAUUAAAAGUUUUUUUAAACUUUUUUUUUGUACAGCAAGUCGUGCCAUUUAAAAAAAAUAAUUUUCCGGGAGAACGUUAACAAUCACACAACACAAUUUGUUUGUAUAUGAUGCAAAAUGCGCUUCUUUAUUAAAAUAUAUUUAUUUGUCUUCCGUUGUAUUUUUGCUCAUUUUUUCACAAUUAAUUAAAUUUUAAAAUAAAAAAUUAGUUCAAUUGUUUGUAAAUAAUAAAAAUAAAUAAAUAAAUUGCUUGAUUCUUGAAAUGAAAAAAAAACUUGUAAAUAUUUUUGUAGUAAGUCCUCAUCAUCGUUGUCGUCGUGAUUUAACAAGCUCACACUCACUCACUCACAAUUAUAUAGUCGUCUUUUCAUCAAAUAUAAAAUUUCAUUGAUCAUGAAAAUUUAUAUUAAAUAAUAAAUAAACAACUUUUUACCAAUAUAACUUGAAAUUAUUUUUAAAAAUUGCAUUCGUUAUGUAAAAUUUAUUAUAAAUAUUAAUAAAAAUAUAGAUAAAUGAUAAAAAUAAAACAUUAUUAUUAUUAUUAAAAUACAAUAUGAAACUAAAAAAAAGAAGAAGAUCGUAGAAUAUAAAACGUCAAUAAAGAAAAGUAAUAAGAGACUACGUGUAGAAAGUACGUAAUCGUAUAUAAAUAGUAAAUAAAAAAUAAUAAAAAUGAUUGUAAUAUUCGGUAAUAUUAAUAAUAAUGAUAAUUUAGUAGUCUGGUAGUUAUAUAAUAUUGUAGUUAUACACAUAUUAUACAUAAAAAUAAUAAAAA